AAACAAGGAAAUCACAAGGCAGAAGUUUCAAAGAAUUCGCCUUCAUAUGUUUCCUGCUAGACUUGAUGCCUUUUCGAAACACUGUCACUCAAGUCUCUGGUUUUAGGUUUGUAACGCUCUCUUUGUGUUGCUGGUGAAGUCAUGGAGGAGCUGGAGCUGGAUCCGGAGGAGCACUUCCUCCGGGACGCCAGGAACGGGAACCUAGAAGGGAUACAGAAGCUGUUGAUGUCCAAGAUAAAGGACGAGGCCAAAAUCGACAUCAACUGCAAGGGCAAGAGCAAAUCUAAUCAUGGCUGGACUCCCCUUCAUCUGGCCUGCUAUUUUGGACACAGGGAUGUUGUUGAGGCCUUAUUGAAGGCAGGAGCAGAUGCCAAUUUGCCAAAUAAUGUCGGAGAUACGCCUCUCCAUAAAGCAGCAUUCACUGGGAGAAAGGAGGUUGUCAUGUUGCUUCUUCAACACAACGCUUGCGCUUCUGUCAUCAACGGGAUGGCCCAGAUACCUAAAGACAUUACCCAGAGUGAUGAGAUUAAAAGCAUGUUGGAGGCUGCUGAGAGGACUGAAGAGAGGAAACAAGAGGAGCAGCUGCUGGAAGCGGCGCGAGAAGGAGCCAUAUCUACACUCACAAGACUGAUAAACAUGAAGAAACCCCCGAACAUUAAUUGCACGGACUUGUUGGGAAACACACCGCUGCAUUGCGCCGCUUACAGAGGCCAGAAACAGUGCGCCGUCAAACUCCUGCAGCACAAGGCCAACCCCAACAUCAAGAACAAAAACGAUCAGACUGUUUUUGAUUUGGUUAACGAUGCAGAAAUGAUGGAGAUCAUUACUGGAAAUGUUAUGAAAGGCAUGACGCGACAUGUUAAAAUGUUCGAGGGGCCUCUUUGGAAGAGUUCAAGGUUUUUCGGCUGGCGCUCCUACUGGGUAGUCCUUCAGGAUGGAGUCUUGUCAUGGUACCCUAAACAGUCAGAUGCAGAUUCAAACACACUCCGGCAAGGUUGCAAACCACUGACACAAGCACAGUGCAUAAGUAAAGCGAAAGAAAACAGCUACUUCACGAUCAAGUGCUUUGACAACAGUGUUCACCAUUUCAAAGUGUCACAGAAAAACAACUCUGAAGCCACCAGAAAAAGGUGGCUGGAGGCCAUAGAGGAACAUUCAGCCUUCAGCACUCAUUACUGCUCACAAGACCAAGACAGCGAGGAAGAAGACGACAACGUUGUGUCUGUACAUGAGCUUUCUGACUCACUUCAGCAGGCUGAGGCGUGCCAUCAGAGACUGGAGACGGAGAUGUUGGCCCUCCUGUCCAUGGUCAAAGAAGACGGCCAGGCCGAACGAUUCCCUGCAGCCAUCGUCCAGAAGCUGAAGGAGGUUUGUGAAGCCUCCAGUGAAACCUGCUCCUCACUGCGCCACAGUCUGGGGCUUUUUUCCAAACAGGAAGGAGCGCACAGUUUGAAACUGGAACAGGAAGAAGAGAAAAAUAAAAUCCUGUCGGAGGCUCUGCAGACGCUGGCGACUGAACAUCAUGAGCUGGAGCAGUCGGUGGUCAAAGGAUCGUCGCCUCGCAGCGUCUUCAGCGGAGACGAGUUCUACGACGCUCUGUCCGAUUCGGACUCUGAGCCCUCGCUGAGCGGUUGUGAAACAGCCGGCCAUUUGUACGAAGACGAAGAGGACUUCAGAUCCGAACUCUACUGUAGCAUCUCGAGUAAUCUCAGCGGCAGGAUGUCCCAGGAUGACCGUCGUGCAGAGGAAGAGGACGAUGAUGAGGUGGACGGAGGGAGGAAGCACAGGGCAAGUUUACCAGCACCCAUGCUCUCCAGAAAUGACUUCAGCAUCUGGAGCAUACUGAGGAAGUGCAUUGGGAUGGAUCUGUCUAAGAUCACCAUGCCUGUUAUUUUUAAUGAGCCGCUGAGCUUUCUACAAAGGCUAGCAGAAUAUAUGGAGCACACAUACCUCAUCCAUCAGGCCAAUGCUUCAGACGACUCUAUUGAGAGAAUGAAGAGUGUGGCCGCCUUUGCUGUAUCAGCCGUGGCGUCCCAGUGGGAAAGGACGGGUAAACCCUUCAACCCCCUGCUAGGAGAAACGUACGAGUUAGUCAGGGAUGAUCUCGGUUUCCGGCUGAUUUCGGAACAAGUGAGCCAUCAUCCUCCCGUCAGCGCCUUUCACGCAGAGGGUCUGCAGAAGGACUUUGUGUUUCAUGGCUCAAUCUACCCCAAACUGAAGUUCUGGGGCAAAAGUGUGGAGGCCGAACCUAAAGGCAUCAUCACUCUAGAACUUCCCAAGCAUAAUGAGGCAUACACAUGGAUGAACCCCACGUGUUGUGUUCACAACAUCAUUGUGGGACAGCUGUGGAUCGAACAGUACGGCAACAUGGAGAUUAUCAACCACAGAACUGGUGAAAAAUGCUGUCUGAGUUUCAAACCGUGUGGCCUUUUUGGCAAAGAACUACAUAAGGUUGAAGGCUACAUCCUGGACAAGAGCAAAAAGAAAGUGUUCAACCUUUAUGGGAAAUGGACGGAGUGCAUGUACAUAGUCGACACAGCUACAUUUGAAACUCACAAGAAGAACGAUAAGAAAGCAUCAGAAGACAAGAAGAGCAGUAAACAGUCAUCAGACUCAGAAGAAACACCUCAGCCAGGAGGAGAUUCACUGGAGGUGAUCCCAGGAAGUCAGUUGCUCUGGAGAAUAGCACCUAGACCAGUCAACUCUGCCCAGAUGUACAGCUUCACUACAUUCGCAAUGCAGCUCAAUGAGCUGGACAAAGAGAUUGAAACGGUCAUCCCAAAAACGGACAGCAGACUAAGGCCGGACAUACGAGCCAUGGAGAACGGAGACAUUGACCUGGCCAGUGAGGAGAAGAAGAGACUGGAGGAGAAACAGAGGACGGCACGUAAGAACCGCUCCAAGUCGGAUGAUGAGUGGAAGACGAGAAACGUUGCCGCUGGCCCCAGGUGGUUUCAUCAAGGUCCAAAUCCACACAAUGGCUCUCAGGACUGGCUGUUCUCCAAUGACUACUGGGACCGUGAUUAUUCUCAAGUACCGGACAUCUACUGACCUACAGGAACCUUACAUCAAUAAAUUGUAUAGUCAAGACUAGAAGUAACGUAACUAUAAAACUAUGCACCCUAGGUUGGUUGAUCAGGUGAACAUUGUAAAUAUCAUAAAUAAUAUUCUGUUUAAAAAAAUAACUUUAAAUUUUAAAUUCACUGAUCUGAAUUAAGUUUUACACUGUUUCAUAUUUACAUGCAUAUGCAACAAUCAAGGGUUUUGGGAACUUAAGAUUGUGAUAUAUCAUGAAUGUGAUAAUCACAUGUAGGGCUUGAUAUAGUAAUAUCGGUGUACUGUAUAUCAAUAUAUUGCAAUCCUAGUUAUUUGAAUAAUUUUUUUUUUUUAAAGAUUUUGUUAACGAUGGGAUAUUUUGGGUGCCCCUCAAGGCUCAAGUCUGCAUCCGUUUUGUUUUCUGUUCAUUGGCUUAAAAAUGAACUUGGCAUUUCUUAAAUUGGUACAAUCCCACUGUGUUGAGUGUGGAAUGUGGUACAAAACAACUGUUUGUGAAAUUGACUGUUACACAUUUGGAAUCUAACUUUUUAAAGUUCAGAUUCUCCACAUACAAUGCAGUAUUAGGACAAUGUGUCUUUUUCUGCUGCUCUUUCUGUUGUGUUAUUGUUGUUGUCUUUUUUAGAGAGAUACCUCUGUGGUGUCACUAAUAUAUUGAUUAAUGUUUUUUGUUAUAUUAUAAUAUAACAAUCUUAUGUUAA
Molecule: messenger RNA, 3755 nt
Organism: Carassius gibelio (silver crucian carp)
Lineage: Eukaryota; Metazoa; Chordata; Actinopteri; Cypriniformes; Cyprinidae
Product: oxysterol-binding protein-related protein 1
Exons: 28
Coding region: 142-3051 (969 amino acids)
Cellular component (GO): membrane; intracellular membrane-bounded organelle; cytosol
Molecular function (GO): protein binding; cholesterol binding
Source: RefSeq, a predicted model, not a curated record